AUCAUUGGUCAAUGAAGAGACGUCAUCCUAAUCUUUUGACGGCGUUGCGCAAAUUAUAAUUUUUGACUCUCACUCAUCGCGGCUGCCAUGUUUUUUUUCAUACGGGGUGUGUGUGUAUAGAAAUUAUCAUGAUAAUUUCCCCAUAUAAACUACUACGGAAGUAAAGGGGUGCACGAAGUGCGUCAUUCGUUGAUCGCUAGUGACAAUGCGAUUGUACAAAGUUUGUUAGAAUAGAAGACCGCUGCCUUGUACAAAACUACCAAACACUAGCAAAGAAUAGGCCAAAGAAAUAAGCAUGUAUUAUUAGUAAGGCGGCAUUUCGAGGAUCGAUACUAUCACACGGCCCAAGGCGAUUGAAAAAUGGACACUCGAUUUCUGAGCAAGAUGAUUGAAUUCUAUGGCGAUUUAGAUUACUUUUGGCAGGAUGCGUAAAAACAAAAGAGGGAGCCAGGCCUACGCCUGCUGGCCUGCUACGUCAAAAGAAUUGCACCUCAUCCCACAUUCCAUCUGAUAUUGCACAGAUUUUACAGAGGAUAUGCAGUGCUCAGUAAUUCUGGAAAGGGGCUGUAACAGUGGGAACGUUAAAAUGAAGACAUUAAAUGGUUUUAAGAAUCCUUACAAAAAGGAGUCCAGUCUGGACAAUAUUGUUGAUCAGCUGUGCACAAGACUUCAAGACAUUAAAGAUCAAGAAAGUGCGUCACUGAUAGGGAUGCCCACGUGUUCUUUGGAACAAACAGAGGCUGUCCGUCGAUAUUACGCUGCAUUCCCGGCUCUAAAGAAAGCACAAGAGUCGACAUUGCAGUAUUAUUUGCCACCUCCAGCUUGGUGUCGUAAGUCAAACGCAGAUACGAAAGUCAAAAUGCAGAGUGAACUAGCAAUAUCAAAGGAUUGGAAUUGUAAAAACAAAAAAUAUUGUACUGGCAAAGAACGGCGGAACUCAUACCACGGCCAAAAGAAAAACAGCAGAAAACGUUACAACAGUUACAGUAGAUCUUUUGAUAACAAGGAAAGCAUGCCCGAGUGGAUGACGCAUGAGGGGGUUUGGGAUAUCGAAACCCAGGAUCCCGUAAAGGAGUUCAUAAGAGCGAUAGCUUUGGAUGAGGGUUACGGCACUUGCGAGAACACAGUAACAGAUGAAAUUAAAGAAAUCACACAAGCAAAGAUUAGGUUGAAUGAAAAUAUGGUGCCCGAUUGGGACGAUACUCUGGAUCUUGAUGCAGAGUGGGUCAUUACGGACGAUCUGAUUCCACGGGCAAGAAGCCCAAUGGAGGAGGAGCUCUAUGCUAAAUUUGAAGCUAAGUUUGAUCGUAGCAUUGAGGCCCUGUGGUCCAAAGAUCAAAACACCCCAGAUGAUGAAUAUCAAGAUCUGCCAAUUGAUUUCCAAGAUCUGCUUUCAUCACCAUCCGACCACCUGUUUGCCGAUCCGUCCGCUGAAAAGAGUAGCCUGAAUUUAACAGAGAGCAUAUGGUCGACCAGUAUCGCAGUCACUCAGCCGAAGCGCAAUGAUUCGCCUUCCAAAAUAGCAGAAGGUCUGCACGACCGUUUGCGCCCACUCAACAUAGGCGAGCCGCGCGAGAUCGAGUCUUUCGCUCUGUACGAGGGAGACGAGCUCUACGACGCGCUGUCGACCGUCGCCAAGACCAUGCGCUCCUUCACCGCUAUCAACCACAGCCGCGACCGCAGUGGCUUUGUCGAAGUUCCGCCUCGCACCAAGCGCGCCGGCCGCCCCGCCCCCGCCCCCAUUACUGUAGUUAGGAAACUAUAG
Molecule: messenger RNA, 1765 nt
Organism: Zerene cesonia (dogface butterfly)
Lineage: Eukaryota; Metazoa; Arthropoda; Insecta; Lepidoptera; Pieridae
Exons: 5
Coding region: 536-1765 (409 amino acids)
Source: RefSeq, a predicted model, not a curated record